CACAUGUGUGUUCCUGUUGAGCCGCAUGCCGCCGCCUCCCUCCCUCAGUUAGCUGCUGCGGACACGGAACAAGGAAGUUAAACACCUGCAGCAGCAACAUUCGCUUUUCUGUCCGUCCAGCUUCCGCUCAGCACGUUUUCUCCUAGAGUCCAGGAGCUCUUUUCUUUGAAGGCACAUGAUGGCAAACGAGGAGGAAGGAGUUCCUGCGGAGAAGCAGCAGAGUCCGCUCAGCUCCCCCUCCAGCGGACCAGAGGUCUCUGAGCAGGCCGCUGGCGGCGCUGAGGGCUCCGGGGAGCAGAAGACUGAUCCCGGGGCGGCCCGCUCCCAGCUCAGCGGCCUCUCCGCGGAUUCCUGCCUGCAGCACUUCAAAAUCAGGAAGUUCUUUGUUUUGAGGCCUGGCACUCUCAAUCAGGCCAUCAAAGACGUGGAAGCCCUGGUGAAUAAGGAGGAAGACGGCAGCGUUCACGGCAUCUGGCUGAUGGCAGAGGUUGAUCACUGGAACAAUGAAAAGGAGCGCAUUGUUCUCAUCACAGACAACACUCUUCUGAUCUUCAAGUACGACUUCGUCCUGCUCUGCUGUGAGCAGAUCCAGAAGAUCCAGCUGAACUACAUAGACCGAAUCUGUCAUGGUUCCUUCAGUUUCCCAAAGCACUCGCUGCUCAAGAGAGACGGGGAGGGGGUGCGCAUCUUCUGGGACCGGCUGAGGGAACCCUCCUUUACCUCCAAAUGGAACCCCUUUGCCAAUGACUUCCCCUUCUCCACAUUCACCCACCAUCCUGUGAGGAACAUCAAUGACACCUUUGCUGCUCUCUGUGACAUCCAGACGUUUUCUGAGAAGCUCAGGGAUGCGGCGGAGAAAGCCCACAUCAGAAAGCCCAUUCCUGGGAAGGCCAACGGAGUCCUGGUCCUUCAGCAACCAAUCUACAUCGAGGCAUACGUGGGCGCCAUGGCCUUCCUUGGAAACCAGAACAAACUGGGCUAUUGCAUGGCCCGAGGAAACCUUGGAUUUUAAACAUUGGAGCUUUUCAUGCUUUUCAUGUUUCAAUGUUUUCUCCAAUUUUAAAAUCUUAAACCUGCUUUAAAUUGUCCAACAGGAAGUUAAUAGAAACCUCACAAUAUGCCACUAGGGAUUCUUAUGCUUUUGUUUUACUGAAUGUAUAGUUCCCACCGCUCUUUGCUGGUGUGUGGUACUCAGAAAUAUCCAGAUUUCGGUACGGUUCUUCUAUGGGUAACAGAUCCGCCGCUGCUUCCAAGCAGCACUUUUUUCCCCGUUGCUCCUCAGUGAUAUGGUAAUUCAACUCUUUCGCAACGAGACUCUUUUCUUCCUCCCCCGGUAUUUAUGUUAGGAGCUCAUUCCCCAUUCCAUUCCACCCCUUAGAGAUCCACUGGAGCAUAGGGGCUCAUUUGUCAGCUUAGUUUUUAUCAUUUUCAGUGUAUUUGUACAGUUCAUACAGUUGAGGAAUUUUCCCUUGAUUUUUGUGUUUGAAGCUUUGUUGCCUUGUCUCAUCAGCCUGAUAAGAAAUGGUUUCCCUACUUUUUGGUUCUUUUCAGCAAUGAGCACCAUGCUGCUUUUUUAAGUUAGACGUUUUUCUUCUUUGGUUAUGAUUGGUUAACACCUAGUUUACCUUAAUAUUAAAACAUGCAUUUACUGAUGUCUAUAAUAGGAGAACAGCUGGUAAAAUCUCUUUACAAGGUAGCCAAAUGAUUGAUGUGGUGUUUAUAAAGAAUUCAGAAAAUACAAGAUGAAAUCUGAUCUAAUUACUAUUUUAUGAUCUAUAACAUAGGGCCAGGCCAAAUCAUUGCGUUGUGUAUAUAUAUUUUUGAUGGUUUUUAUGAAGUUCAAUGACACAUGAUUUUCUGCAUUGCAACAGAAUGUAAACGUUGGAAGUAAAGUAAUCCAAGCUGCGGCUGGGAAUAUAUCUGAUUAAAUUAUUUUACAGCAA
Fundulus heteroclitus (mummichog) is the source of this 1943-nucleotide messenger RNA. RefSeq names its product tumor protein p63 regulated 1 (gene tprg1). Bases 176 to 1012 code for a protein of 278 amino acids. The transcript has 6 exons. The record is from RefSeq and is a predicted model, not a curated record. Gene Ontology annotation, cellular component: cytoplasm. NCBI's taxonomy places the organism in Eukaryota, Metazoa, Chordata, Actinopteri, Cyprinodontiformes, Fundulidae.